UUAAAUGUCUUAUCUACUUUAGUAGUCUUUACAAAUGCAACAGGCUAUUGAAGUAUUACAGUUGGACUUCCGCAUGAAGAUCAUAUCUGAUUAUAAAGUGGUUGAUGAAUACAUGCCUAUUGUACAUAUUGACCUUGAGAUAAAACGCGUUAAAUUACAGCAGGUAGCAUGUUUCAACACAAAUAGCGAUUUUCUGAAAACGACAUUUGCGUAGAUUAGAAAGGAAUUAUAUCAUGUAAAUUUUACUAAAUAGCGAGUGUUUUAAAGGUUUGUUUAGGAAGUAAAGAAAAGAAAUUAUUGUAGACAUGAUUACCGAGGAAGACGAAUAUUUUCUAAGAGCCUCCCUUUUGCUACUGAAAGGAGGGCGUUUGAUGUCAAAAGAAACUCUGUACAAAGAACUGCGAAAGGCCGGGGGAAAUCUUGAUGUACUUCUAAAACAACACGAAAGAAAAUUCAAGCACAAAUUUGUAAAGAAACAGAGGGAGAAAUUGUUUCCAGGAGCUGGAGUAACCGACGUAGAAACAUGGGAUUUAGCAAUGCUUACAACGGUGACUCUGAAAGUUUUUAAACAGUCACUUAACGACGAUGAGAAAAAUGACUUAGAAACUAUAAAGUGUAUGAGGGAUGAGAUUUACGCCCAUACUUAUUCUUCGUCGUUAAGUGCCGAUCAAUACGGUGACAUCCAGAAGGAAUUACAAAACGCUCUUACUUCACUGUCAAAUGGGUUAAGCGAAAAGCUGAAAGACGACUGUUUUAAGAUAAUUCAGGAGUGCACAACUGGUCCUAUCAGUCCAUCAACAAAAGCAGAACUUACGAAACAGAUAUCAGAAGAUAAUGAACGCUCGUUUCAAAAGGAUGUAAUGAACAAAUUGACAGACCAGAGCGAAUAUCUUAGCCAAAUGCGAAUUGAACUAUUGCAAGAAAUAAAGGGACUGAAACCAGAAGAUCGAAGCACAAAACGGAUAAGAGUGAUAGAUUCUGAGCUUACGUUGAGCGGAGCUGUAAAUGAAGAAGAGGACUUAGACUUUGUUGACAGUAUAGUCACAAAGGUUAUAAAUAAAGCAAUAAAACAUGUGGGAGAGACAGACUACCCUAAAAUUCGUAAGGCUGUUGAUAAGAUUCUUAGAGACGUUGAAAGCAUGCCUGAUGUGGAACUUGUAGAGGCGGAUCACAAAUGCAUAAUUCUGAAAUUUAUAUGCACAACUUAUGCCGGUGUAUUAAAUAUACUCAUGUAUUUGGAGAGCGAAAGCUUCCUUGAUUCUCUCAACGACCUUGCUCAGGCACUGAAUACCAUUCAGUGUAGGGCGAUCGGGCCAUUUAAACUAGAUGCAACAGUUACACCGAAAUGCAUGAAGGAUCUUCUAGAUGAAUUGAGAGCUGAAACUGUGGAAACAACAAUUUAUAAACGAACCAUUCGAAUGCCGAUUCGGGUUAAAUCAGUACAAGGAAUUGAACACAUAUGGUCGCUGUUUGAGAAUGGUGGUGCUACAAAUGGUCUGAACGAAUUAUCAGAAGCAGUACUCGAAGAGUUACAUACAAAAGUAACAAUUACACCUUCUCUAAAUUUAGAGCAGGUAAAGGCAGCCAUAAAAGAAGAAGGUAUAUGUAGAUUCUAA
Molecule: messenger RNA, 1616 nt
Organism: Mercenaria mercenaria
Lineage: Eukaryota; Metazoa; Mollusca; Bivalvia; Venerida; Veneridae
Exons: 5
Coding region: 306-1616 (436 amino acids)
Source: RefSeq, a predicted model, not a curated record